This is a messenger RNA of Salvia splendens (bonfire salvia), 876 nucleotides long. RefSeq names its product transmembrane ascorbate ferrireductase 2. Gene Ontology annotation, molecular function: oxidoreductase activity. NCBI's taxonomy places the organism in Eukaryota, Viridiplantae, Streptophyta, Magnoliopsida, Lamiales, Lamiaceae. Bases 98 to 664 code for a protein of 188 amino acids. The transcript has 4 exons. The record is from RefSeq and is a predicted model, not a curated record.
AUGGCGGCCCCGGUGGUACGGUUCCCGAUCUUUGCGGUGGUCAGAAUUCUCGGCGUCGCCAUUGGUAUUAAUAUGGACCUUCCAUUUCAGAGGCGGAAUGGCUCUCUUCUCCGAUCAUAGAAACCAAAUUUUUAAUGUUCAUCCUGUAGUGCUGCUGAUUGGCCUUGUGGUUCUCAAUGGCGAAGUGCUUGUCAUAGAUUUUUCCCUCCUAUUCCUUGUCUUCCUUUUGAACGUCAUCGGAGUAGUGGUUGUGUGGAAGAAUCGUAUUGAGAGGGGCAAAGAAAAUUUCUAUAGCCUCCACUCAUGGCUGGGCCUUCUGUCGCUUUUCUUGUUUGGAAUUCAGUGGACUCUGGGAUUUUUAACCUUCUAUUAUCCUGGGGGAUCAAGAAACGGUCGAGCUAGCUUGUUAGCUUGGCAUGGAUAUUUGGGACACUACAUCUAUGGUCUUUCUGUUAUUACCUGUGUGACUGGUUUUCUAGGGAGGGCGACAUCCCUUCAAACACAUGGGACAAUAUCUCGCUAUUCAACCGAAGCCAUUCUGAUAAAUUCAAUGGGUGUUUUAACUCUGGUUUUAGCCGGUUUUGUGAUUCUUGGAGUUCAAUCCCCUGUGUACAGAAAUGGUGAUAAACUCGACAGCACAGGAAAGCCGGUUUUCGAUCUUUGACUUGGACAACGACUGCGCUGUCCUUUUGCUGCUAAAGUCGCAUUUAUACAUAUGGCUGUUUUUUUUAUUCAAGUCCUAAACAAUAUGUUUGCGCUGUUGGGUUCCGUACAAUAUGGCCCAGGCCAUUUUUGGUCCUUUUUGGAUGAAGUUGUUUAAGACUAAAAAGAUCAAUUUUUAAUCAUAUGUUAAGACCAGAAAGAUCAAUUAAUUCA